Jatropha curcas is the source of this 740-nucleotide messenger RNA. The record is from RefSeq and is a predicted model, not a curated record. NCBI's taxonomy places the organism in Eukaryota, Viridiplantae, Streptophyta, Magnoliopsida, Malpighiales, Euphorbiaceae.
AUAAAGUCCUCCCCUACUUGGCUUGUUCGGUUUUGAGGGCGGUGUAAAUGUGAAAACCCUUCCUUGAGGCCAAGCAUGGCGCUAUAGCAGGAUGUAUUCUCAUACUACCUUAGACAUUGUGAUGUUCCAUCAACUACUGAAUGGCUCGAGCUGGGAUCAGAUAGAGAUAUAUCUAUGGGGAGAUGUAGCUGACUUUUUCGAUUUCAUCUAGGCAGCUGUCGUCUAUCAGCAUAGACAUUUCCUCCUCUCAGGUCUAUUCUAUGACAUGUAUUACCUCGGAGGGAGGGUAACUGAGUGGGAACUUGGCCCAAAUUGGAGGAGGGUCCCUUAUGAUGUCCCAUAUUUCAUGUUGUCCACCAGGUCCAUUCGGCUGGACCAGGGCAUUACAGCUGCUCGAAGAGGGUUUGCUGCCAUAGAUCACCUGGUAGUUUUUAUGCCUGGCGCUUAUGCUGUAUUUGUGCGGACACAACUCCUAGUCCACAUCCCUCGUCUGAUUAAGUUUGAUCCUUUUGCUGAGGCGGAGGAGUUGGAUAUAGGCCAGGGCGCUGCUCCAGUCAGCAGCAGCAGUAGCUCGGCAAGCACGAGGAGAGGUUUUGAGCCUAGAGCUCUAGAUAUGACUGUUGUUAUCGGUAUGCCAGAGCACGGGCCAGGGCCUCUUUCUCCUUUAUUCUGGACUGUAUAGGUCAAACUGUACAGGGCAUGCUAGAGACACAUCUCGUGAGUUCGUACCGGAUAUCACU